GUUCAACAUACAAAUUAGAAAAACGCUUCAGGGGAAAAACAAUUGCUUGGAUUGUGUGUAGCAUUCAAGUGUAACAGCGACAUCUUGUGGAGAAUUUUCCGGAAGUGUCACGCAGUCACGCACUACCUCUACGUCACCAGGAAGUAUUCGGGGAAACCGCAGCAUCAUGGCGGAAAGCGCAAACACACAUCCUUGUGCGGAUGACGAAGACAUGCCCGAGCUAUCAAGCGGCGACUCUGGUGAUGACCAAGAGCAGUGGCAGUGGACUGAGGAGGACAGUCAACAGGUUUCGUGUUUGUUUUGUGACAGAUUGCUAAAUUCGGUGACUGCCACCCUGCAACACUUCACAUUUGAGCACCAAGUCAACCUUAUUGAUGUGAUCAGGAAAUACAAUUUAGACGACUACAGUUACAUUAAGCUCAUCAAUUUCAUACGCUCUUCGAAAUGUGAUCCAUCACAUCUCAUGGGGCUACCAGAUGGUCCAUUCCAAUGGGAAAGUGAAGACUUUCUCCGUCCGGUUAUACAGGAUGAUCCCUUAUUGCAAAUUGACCUUGAAGACUUGUGUGGUAGCCAAGGGAAGUUUGCAUCUACAUUCAAGCAGUCUGUGGCGGACGCCCACCAUCAUGCAUUGCUGCAGAGGGCAACCAAGGCUGAAGAGGCAGUGGCUCGAUCCUUUGAAGAUCUACAAAAACUUAAGCUGCUGGUCCAGGAUUUGGUGCUGAAUGCCGAACCUGGAAGGUCCACUAAUGUGUCCGGUGUUGCCGAGCUUCGCGCAGAUGAGGAUGAAGCCUACUUCAGCUCCUAUGGUCAUUAUGGCAUUCAUGAGGAGAUGCUCAAGGAUAAAGUGCGCACCGAGACCUACAGGGACUUCAUGUACAGAAACCCUGAGGUGUUCAGAGACAAGAUUGUUUUAGAUGUGGGCUGUGGGACUUGCAUACUAUCGAUGUUUGCUGCCAGGGCUGGAGCCAAAAAGGUCAUAGCUGUUGACCAAUCAGAUAUUAUAUACCAGGCCAUGGACAUUGUCAGGUCCAACAAGCUGGAGGACAAGAUCACUUUGCUCAAAGGUCGCAUAGAAGACAUCAAGCUCCCAGUGGAGAAGGUUGAUAUCAUCAUCUCAGAAUGGAUGGGUUACUUUUUGCUGUUUGAAUCCAUGUUGGACUCCAUCUUAGUGGCCAGAGACCUCUUUCUGCAUGAUGGUGGUUCAGUCUAUCCAGACCUUUGUAACCUAAGUUUGGCAGCAGUGGGAGAUAAACAGAGGUACCAAGAACGUAUUGCAUUCUGGGAUGACGUGUAUGGCUUCAACAUGUCAUGCAUGAAGAAGGUUGUGGUGCCAGAGGCUGUGGUGGAAGUGUUAAAUGCAGACACGCUCAUAUCAGAACCUACAGUCAUACAGACAAUUGACUGCAACAAAGUAUGUCUAUCAGAGCUGGAAUUUUCAUCCAACUUUUGUUUGAAGAUUACCAACACCACAGACUGCACGGCAAUCGUCGGCUACUUUGACGUUUUCUUUGACAAAGGCUGCUGCAACAAGGUGACGUUCUCCACAGGUCCUCAGGUCGCAAAGACACACUGGAAACAGACCAUCUUCCAACUGGAAAAACCUUUUCCUGUCCAGGCCGGGGAGGAGCUUCAAGGAAAGAUCACCGUGUGCAAAAACAAGAAGGACCCUCGCUCAUUGUUUGUCACUUUUGACCUUCGAGACAAAAAGCUGACAUACUGUGUACAGUAAAGGCAUGUAACUGACAUUAAAACCAAAAAAGUAUAGUUUGUUAGUAUUAAAACUGAACUUGUAUUUUAUAGUGUUUAAAAUGCAAACUGAGUUUCAACAAAAUUGAGAAACUGAACAAAUUGUGAAUAAAACAAUGCAAUGAUGUGGAAGCACCAAAUUUCAAUAUUCAGAAGAGAACAUAGGUCAAAUGUUUAAACCGAGAUGUGUCAUUUUAAGUGAAGAAUAUGUUGAUUGUAAAUUCCACGGUGUCCACAAAUCUAAAAAAUAUUGGGACGAGGCCAUUUUUAAAAAUGUGAGGCAGCCGGUCUUCUUGCAAUUGCAAACAGCUGGGGACUGAGCUGACAAGUUAAGAAAUAGAAAUGCGGUUGCAUUCUUGUCAAAUACAGGACUCUUAACUGUUCCACUGUCUUGAGCCUUCUUUGUUACACUUUCCUCUUUUGAUGCAUCAAAUGUUCUCUAUAGGUGAAAGAUUUAGACUGCAGGCUGACCACCUCAAUAAAAGGAUAAUUUUUCUUCCGACCUAUGAUGCUGUAAUUAAUGUCGCGUUUGGUCUGGCAUUAUCGUGUUGAAAAUGCCAGAUCUUCUCCAAAAGAGAAGACGUUUGGAUGGGAGCAUAUGUUGUUCUCGAAUCUCAGAAGACGUUUCUGCAUUCAUGGUGCCCAUCCAGAUGUGAAAAGCUUCCCAUGCCUCUCGCACAUAUGCACCCCCAUACGUCAGAGAUGCAGGCUUCUGAACUGAGCUCUGAUAACAUUUUAAAUGACCCCUGGCUUAGACAAAACGCCUGUGCUUCUGAGUCCUGUUUAGACAUGGCUUCUUCUUUUCACCGUUUCAGCUGGCAAAAUCCAAUGACACAGUAGAUUGUGUUUACCAGCAAUGGUUUCUGGAAGUAUUGCUGUGCCUAAUCUGUGAUGUCCUUUACAGCAGUGGUCCCCAACCUUUUUUGUACCAAGAACCAGUGUGACGUGAGCCUUUUUUAUCCCGUACCGAAAAUGUGUGGAAUAAAUUACAGUAGUUGUAAAAUAACACGACGGGGCUAAAAAUGAACAUUAAGUGCAUGGAAAAUGUAAUUCACCACACACUGAAUCAACUUUUUAAACUGGGGCCUCUCCUAAGACUUGUCGGCAAAUAUCAUUGGUCGCAGGCAUAAUGAUUUUGGCAAUACAGGUCGCCACAAAGUAUGAUGCUCUCAUUGCACUUUUGUUGCCUCGUUUGCUAGCUUCUAGCCAUAUAUAAUGCAGAAUGGCCUUGGAGGCUCCUCUUCUGACUCAGCAGGUGGUCUGUUCCCUUUAAAAAAAACUGUCCAAAGUCGUCUCUUUUUCACGGGCAUAUUGAUGUGUCAAGAGGCAUAGGCCACAUUGCGGUCAAUAACAAACUAUUAUUUCUCUACGGACUGGUACCACUCUCAGGCCCGGGGGUUGGGGAUCCGUGCUUCCCUGCUUUACGGUAGCAUUCUGGUUUGUGGUGCAGUGCUAUUUAAAGGCUCAAAGAUCAUGAGCAUCCCAUACGGUUUUUUGCCCUUGAGCCUUACGCACAGAUUGUUCCAGAUACCCUGAAGCUUUAGAUGAUGUUGUGAACGGUAGAUAAACUCUUGGCAAUUUUUCGCUGGGAAACACCUAAUUCUGAUCCACUAUCUUUCUGCACAGUAAUAUCUGAUUUUCUUGUGAAUUAAUUUAUUGGGACAAGGGGCAAAUAUAAUGUGAUUAGUCUUCUUUCUGCUCCCUUUCAAUCUAUACUUUUACCAUUGUGUUUAUCUUGAGUGUAUUUGCUUUUAAAGAAUGAAAUAAAGAACAAACAAACAUUGGGGCAAUUGGUGAUCCUCUACGUGGCUUUGCUUCUGAGAGACACUGCCACUCUGAUAAGCUCUUCUUCAAUCUUGUUGCCAAUGGACCUAAUGGUAGUAAUUAGUCUUUCAGCUGGGGUUACAUAGGGAAUUGAAGAGCCACCUGUCCCAACUUUGAAUUUUCUUGACACCAUGAAAUAAAUAAAGUCAACAUAGUUUUCCCAUUAAAACGAUACAUUUUCUCAGUUUAUACUUUUUAUAAGUCAUGGAUGUUCUAUUUUGAAUUGAAUGUUGAAAUUUGCCACUUCUACAUCCUUGAAUUCAGUUUUAUUCACAAUUUGUAUACUGUCCCAACAUUUUUAGUAUCCGGUUUGGGUUUUAUUUCUUGUA
Molecule: messenger RNA, 3899 nt
Organism: Corythoichthys intestinalis (scribbled pipefish)
Lineage: Eukaryota; Metazoa; Chordata; Actinopteri; Syngnathiformes; Syngnathidae
Gene: prmt3
Product: protein arginine methyltransferase 3
Exons: 16
Coding region: 167-1729 (520 amino acids)
Biological process (GO): peptidyl-arginine methylation
Cellular component (GO): nucleus
Molecular function (GO): protein-arginine N-methyltransferase activity
Source: RefSeq, a predicted model, not a curated record